Messenger RNA from Etheostoma cragini (Arkansas darter), 2102 nucleotides. RefSeq lists its product as uncharacterized. Bases 3 to 1808 code for a protein of 601 amino acids. Lineage: Eukaryota; Metazoa; Chordata; Actinopteri; Perciformes; Percidae. Gene Ontology annotation, biological process: regulation of transcription by RNA polymerase II. The transcript has 3 exons. Gene Ontology annotation, molecular function: RNA polymerase II cis-regulatory region sequence-specific DNA binding; DNA-binding transcription factor activity, RNA polymerase II-specific. The record is from RefSeq and is a predicted model, not a curated record.
UCAUGGACAAAGACAAGUGUGGCGACAAUCGUGCCCAGUGCUCCUGGAUGGAGAUGCAUCAGUUCAUUGGUGACCUUAUCACAUCUGGAAACGCCUUAAAGGAUCAGCCAGAUGUGCUGAACGGGGCAUGGGGCGUAGCUGGUGGUGGUGAGGCUCUGCGGUUCAAAGGGGCUUCACUUGAACCUCGACCUGCCCGGGACAAGACUGAGGCAGAGGCAGGCCGACGGGUGCAGCCCGGGGCUUCACACAGGAAGGGAGAGGCUAGAGACAGGAGAGAAGAUGUGCAUAAUGCCUGCACCUGCCCUGGCUGCCCUUACUCCACUUCUUCAAAUUCCUUCGAGACUUUAAAACCCAGACAGCCUUUGUCCUUGCCCCCACGUUUGGAUGCAGUAUGCCACCCCAGAGACCUUAGCAGUACUGCUCCAUUAGGUCUCAGCGUGUGCUUACCGGACACCACUGAACCAAGCAGCACCACAUCUGAGCUGGAGAACAGGGGGUCCAGCCGACCACAGAGGGAGGACACAGACAGAGGGACUCAGAAACCAGACCAGACUCCCACUCCCAGAGCGUCCUCUGGCUCUUUGUCCCACCUCUCCAUGUUUCCCUGCCUGUGUUGCCAUCGCAGCCUACAAGCCUGCACCCAGCUACUGAGCCACCAGGAAGGCCCAGACUCCCCGUUUUCUCACACCCAUCAUUUUCAUCACCACCGCUGUCCCAUAGCGUCUUGUUUGUCCUGCCCUCAGCUUGCCCGCUCUCACGCUCCACAGCUCUCUGGACCUUUUCCCUGCAUGCCUUGCCAGCGCUCCUUUCCUACCUGUACCCAGGUCUGCCACCACCAGCACGGACAAACACCCCCUCAGCAACAAGAGGAAAGCAGUAGGGCAUCUACUACCAUGCUGUCGCUCCAUCCCUGUAUGCACUGCUCGGCCUCUUUUUCCAGACCGUCCCAGUUGCUGCAGCAUCAGCGCUCUGAGCACGCUCACAAACCAUCCGGCUUCCUCUGCACAGAGUGCGGCAGGGCAUUCAACUCGCACAGCAAUCUCCGCAUCCACCUCAAUGUGCACAGUGGUGCCCGGCCCUACUCGUGCUCUGACUGCGGGAAGAGAUUUAGCCAAUCGGGGGCUCUGAAGAUCCACAGGCGGAUUCACACAGGUGAAAGGCCAUAUUCAUGUGGAUUUUGCGGCAGGGGGUUCCCCCACCUGGCAGGGGUCCGGGCCCAUCAGAGGACUCACACAGGAGAGAAGCCCUACUGCUGUAGUCAGUGUGGCAAAUGUUUCACCCAGUCAGGAGCUCUUAAGAUCCAUAUGCACAUCCACACAGGGGAGAGGCCCUUCAUCUGCAGGUUCUGUGAGAAGGGCUUUUCCAACCGCUCCGGGAUCCGCUUCCACUACCGGACAGUCCACGGGAUCGCCCCUGAUCAUGGAGAAGCUGGAGCUGGGGACGUAUAUCGGGGACCAGCAGGCCGUGGUUAUUCACCUGGGCGUCCCAGGACUUAUCCUCCAGCCAGCGUUGGGCUAAACACACCCAACAAUACAGAGAGUGAUUUGCACACAGCUCCAAAUUCCAGAGAGGGUUCUGUGUCGAUCACUGCUCAUCUCAAAUCUCAGUCAGAGGGAGCAAGCCCAGGCAGCAACAGAGAGGGGCUUCUGUAUGCAUGCGAAGACUGUGGCCUGCGUUUUAAGGACGCUCCGUCCCGGAACAGACAUCAGACUCUGAUGCACUACUCCUAUGAGGGAAGAGAGGAGGAGGGGGGGCAGGGCAAAGAGUCGGGGACCAACAAGGGGGCUCGCGAUAACAACGCAGUUUGAAUUCAUGUUGUUCAUUAACAACAUCAAAACAGCGGAGUAAAUUGUGUUUAAAAACCAGUGUUGAAAUAAUGUGUGUGAUAUAUUCUGUAGUUAGGUAUUGGUCUUUUCUAUUUGACAUAGCACUCAACUUUUUGAGCCAUUAUAUUAUGUAGACUUAAAUGACAAUGACAAAUUGGUAAGAAGAGAUAGUGUGUGUUAUAAUCAUUAACUUAAUCAUCGCAGUUUUCACAACCGUUUAUUUUUUAUUUUUGAUUUGAUAGAAGUUUAUACUUAGGAUUGAUUGACAUUUUUCUA